GCAGCGGCAAAAGGGAUGUGCUAAGGAGAGGCAGAAGUUCUCACUUUCGUUUCUGCCGACGCAGAUUGCAGAAAUGAAAGUGAAAGAUGGAGGGCGUUCGAGCGGAGAAAUGGAAGGGGAGAGACGCAUCUGCAAGAACUGCAAGAGGGAUGUGGCUGCAGCGAAUUUCUCCCUCCAUGAAGCUCAUUGCAUGCGAUUUCUUGCUGUCUGUUCCAAGUGUGAGGAGCUGGUUGCUUCAAAGGACAUGAAAGAGCACCUUGCCAAAGCCCACCAACAGGUCAGAUGCAAGCUCUGUCACAAGAUGAUGCAACAGUAUCUGGUGGAGCACCAUGAGGCUGAAGAAUGCCGAGAACGCUCAGUGAAGUGCCACUUCUGUGAGCUGGAGCUGCCAUUCCACAAGCUGCAACCUCACCUGGAUGCUUGUGGCAGCCGCACCACCAUGUGUUGGGAUUGUGGCAAAUACGUCAUGCACAAAGUCCAAGAGAGGCACAAGCUCACCUGCCCAAUGGGCAACAUGCUGAGGGCCCCUGGUUCCAAAACAAAUUUAUGCCAGCAGUGUAACAACUGGUUUCCAACAGAUCAGUAUCUACACCACCUGAACGAAUGCAGUUUGCUCCCACAGCUCCUGGGGGCUCUUGCCACCCAUUCUGCCACAAAAUCAAGCUCUCCUCCAUCUCCAUGGAGCCCUCCAACUCCAGCUCCUUCUUCCCCUACUUGGAAGAUGAAGGCCGAGAAGGAUGUCCGCCCCAAGAGGAAGGACAAAGAGCUGCCUUCUGUCGAGAAAUUAUCUCUGAAGCCUCCAAGAAAUAAAAAGGCAUCUGGCUGCCAGGCCUUUGCCUCCAUCCUGACCUCCGCUGGGCCACAUGCCCUCAAUGACACGUAUGACCAGCUGGUGACAUGUUCUCAGUGCAACAUCCUCCUUCCAAGCCCAACCCUACAGAAGCACCAGAAAAAGUGCCAACGGGCAGCUUCCCUACAAGCACUUCGAAGGAGUCCACGAUUCUUGGAAAAAGAAGAAGAAUCGACGCAAAGCUCACCUGAAGAAAGUAGCUGGCAAUGACAUUUCUCAGCAGCUGAACUGGCCCUUUUCGUUCCAGCAGGAUCGGGUUCAGUAAACUGUUUUGCAAUACCCUGAUCUGCCUUUCUAAGAAUAAAAGAGCUACAGUUCACAACCAA
Candoia aspera is the source of this 1176-nucleotide messenger RNA. It is a transcript of the gene XAF1, whose product is annotated as XIAP associated factor 1. The transcript has 8 exons. Lineage: Eukaryota; Metazoa; Chordata; Lepidosauria; Squamata; Candoiidae. Bases 74 to 1060 code for a protein of 328 amino acids. Gene Ontology annotation, cellular component: mitochondrion. The record is from RefSeq and is a predicted model, not a curated record. Gene Ontology annotation, biological process: apoptotic process.